Oryza sativa Japonica Group (Japanese rice) is the source of this 862-nucleotide messenger RNA. Its product is annotated as acyl carrier protein 1, chloroplastic. Gene Ontology annotation, molecular function: acyl carrier activity. The record is from RefSeq and is a predicted model, not a curated record. Lineage: Eukaryota; Viridiplantae; Streptophyta; Magnoliopsida; Poales; Poaceae. Gene Ontology annotation, biological process: fatty acid biosynthetic process.
UUCAAUCUAUUUAUCUCCUUACCUGAGCUAUAAUGCCACUACUGCGUCUGCGUGGUAGCUAGCUCGCGAGCCAAGAAAGCCCCUACCUCAGCUAAGCUGCCAGCCCAGCCUCCCAUGGCGCACUCCCUCGCCGCCGCCGCCUCGUCCUUCUCGCCGCCCGCCGCACGCCGGCGACUGCCCGGACAGGUGACUAAUGUAAUUUCGAGACGGAGCUCAGUUUCCUUCAACAGCCAGAGAAUAAGUUUUAUGUCCAUUCGUUCAAGGCCAAGUCAGCUUCGUUUUAAGAUUUGCUGCUCGGCUAAGAAAGAGACAGUCGACAAGGUUUGCAACAUAGUUAAGACACAGCUGGCACUCCCUGAGGGAACUGCUGUCACUGGUGAAUCAAAAUUCUCUGAACUCGGUGCUGAUUCACUGGAUACGGUUGAGAUUGUGAUGGGCCUCGAGGAGGAAUUCAACAUCACUGUCGACGAAACAAGUGCGCAGGACAUCGCAACUGUUCAAGAUGCAGCAAACCUGAUCGAGAAGCUCGUGCUGGAGAAGGCUGCAUAAAAACCAUGCACCUCAAUUCAUCAGCCCUUUCGGAAACGCCAAAGGGCUGCUGCUAUGUUUUGAUCUCGCAAUUGCGUUUCGGGAGAGAAUACGUUCUUCUAAAAUUUAUGGCCAACUUUGCAUUCUAUCUGUAUUGUAUGUUCAGUCAUUCCUGCUACCCCAUUUAUUCUUUCCUUGAUCAUUGAAGGUAGGGUUUUGUACUCCAAAGGCUACAUGAGGGAAAUUAAUUGAGACCACUUGUUCUGUGCCACUUCCAUUUCAUGUACUGUAUACUGCUGAAGAAAAAUUAAUACUAAUAACUUGUCAAGAGUCA